UUGUCCAUUCAAUGCUUAGGACUACGGCGUUUUAAAUCAGUAAUAAUGGAUAAAAUGAAGACAUGGCAGGGGCGUUUGCUCGGCUGCCUGGGUUUAUUUUUUGUAGUUAUCCUCACUUGUCUCUCCAUCGCCUACUUUACGGAGGGAUGCUCGAAGGGUGCCUUUAAACACGCAGCUGUUGCUGCAGACUCCAAACUUUGCUCCGACAUUGGCAGGGACAUUCUGCACCAGGGCGGCUCGGCGGUAGAUGGCGCCAUUGCAGCUCUUCUGUGCACGUCAGUCAUCAACCCUCAGAGCAUGGGACUGGGAGGGGGUGCGAUCUUUACAAUAAGGGAUAAAAGCGGCAAGGUGAAAGUCUACAGCUCCAGGGAAACUGUUCCAAAGUCCUUCAAGGCAAACCUUCUCGAUGACUGCCCCACCAAGUUUACACUGAUUUCAGGCAGCCAGUGGAUAGGCGUCCCUGGCGAGCUCCGGGGCUACCAGCAUGUACACCAGGUCCACGGACGCCUCCCCUGGCCGCGGCUCUUUGAGCCCACCAUUAAACUGGCCCGCAAAGGAAUCCCCGUCCCAGCCUAUCUCGCCAAACUCCUGAGCAACCCUCUGAUUGGAAAUCUCAUCCGAAACUCCUCCCUCUGCCAGUUGUUCUGCAAACAUGACAAGACCGUUCUGGGAGCAGGGGAUACCCUAAGGUUCCCAAAGCUGGCUGACACCCUGGAAACCAUAGCAGCGCAAGGGGCCGACGCCCUCUACAAUGGCCAGAUAGGGCUGGAUCUGGUCCAGGAUGUCAAGGAGGCAGGUGGGACUCUGUCAAUGGAGGAUUUGAGAUCUUUCAAGGUACAGGUCGCGGACCCAUGGCCCAUAUCGCUCGGAGAAACCCGGAUGCUCAUCCCUCCACCGCCUGCGGGGGGAGCUGUGCUUGCCUUCAUUAUGAACGUAAUGAAAGGCUACAACCUCACCUCAAACUCCAUGAAGGGGGACCAGAGAAUCCAGACUUAUCAUCGCUUUGUAGAGGCGGCUAAAUUUGCUAACGGACAAAAGCAUGUCAUCCGUGACCCGGCCUUUAAAUGUGCCAAAAACGCAUCUUAUUUACUGGAUGGGGCCUUCGCCGACACGAUAAGGGACCUGAUUUCUGCGGACCGCACUCAUAACGACGAGUACUACAACGCACAGCCUCUGGUGGAUCGCUUCGGGACCACGCACGUGUCUGUUCUGGCGGACGACGGCAGCGUGGUCUCCGUCACCAGCACUAUCAACCAUUUGUUCGGCUCGGCCAUUCUCUCCCCUAGAACCGGAAUCAUCCUGAACAAUGAGCUGGCUGACUUCUGUGGACGAGUGGCCUCAAUCAGAGCAGGCGAGCAGCCCCCUUCCUCUAUGACUCCAACCAUCCUUGAGUCCUCCUCGGGGGGGACUCUAGCCAUCGGGGGCUCCGGAGGCAGCAUGAUCACUACAGCGGUAGCCUUGUCCCUGAUGAACCACCUUUGGCUGGGCAUGAGCCUGCAGGAGGCCAUCGCAGCCCCGGUGGUGUUUGUGGACUCAAAGAACGGGCUGCAGUUUGGGCCAGGCUUCGAUGAGACGGUGAGAGCAGGCCUGAAGGCUCUGGGUCACCGUGUGGAAGACUUGAAGUACCCCUUCAACGCGGUGAACGCGGUGGCGCAGCACCGCGGCUGCAUCACCGCCGUCUCCGACCAACGGAAGAUGGGCCGGCCAUCGGGCUACUGAGGCAGCCUCUGUAGCCGCGGACACUUCCCACAGAGAGAGAGGUCGAUGUUAAUGUGAUGGGUGUGGAAGAAGGGAACUUUUGACUGCUGCCUCCAAGGGUUGAAAGGCUGGAAGUAGCUUAUUGGAAGCCCCCCCGCGUAACCACCGGGUUUAAGAGAUGGUUUAUGAUGGACCACCAGGUUGUGGUUUAAGGGAUGGUUUAAGAUGAUGGACCACCAGGUUUAAGAGAUGGUUUGAGAUGAUGGACCACCAGGUUUAAUAGAUGGUUCAGGAUGGUGGAGCACCAGGUAGUGUUUUGAAGAUGGUUUAAGAUGAUGGACCACCAGGUUGUGUUUUGAAGAUGGUUUAAGAUGGUGGACCACCAGGUUGUGUUUUGAAGAUGGUUCAGGAUGGUGGACCACCAGGUUGUGGUUUAGAGAUGGUUCAGGAUGAUGGACCACCAGGUUGUGUUUUAGAGAUGGUUCAGGAUGAUGGACCACCAGGUUGUGUUUUGAAGAUGGUUUAAGAUGGUGGACCACCAGGUUGUGUUUUAGAGAUGGUUUAAGAUGGUGGACCACCAGGUUGUGUUUUGAAGAUGGUUCAGGAUGAUGGACCACCAGGUUGUGUUUUGAAGAUGGUUCAGGAUGGUGGACCACCAGGUUGUGUUUUGAAGAUGGUUUAAGAUGGUGGACCACCAGGUUAGGUUUUAAAGAUGGUUUAAGAUGAUGGAAUAGGAUGAUGUGUUUAAAAGAUGGUUUUAGAUUAACCACCACAAAGAUUUUACGCAUGUCUAAAUUCUUCUUUUUUUUUUUAAUCUGAAGUACCAUUUUUUAUAAGACAUGUUGAUUCAUUUUUGUUGAAAGAACUAUAUUUUUGU
Molecule: messenger RNA, 2575 nt
Organism: Gadus chalcogrammus (walleye pollock)
Lineage: Eukaryota; Metazoa; Chordata; Actinopteri; Gadiformes; Gadidae
Gene: ggt5b
Product: gamma-glutamyltransferase 5b
Exons: 12
Coding region: 46-1719 (557 amino acids)
Biological process (GO): inflammatory response; leukotriene D4 biosynthetic process; glutathione catabolic process
Cellular component (GO): plasma membrane
Molecular function (GO): leukotriene-C(4) hydrolase activity; glutathione gamma-glutamate hydrolase
Source: RefSeq, a predicted model, not a curated record